GGAUUGUAAAGGCCGGCUCUUUCUGCCUUCAUAAUGCCUCAGAACGAGUAUAUCGAGCGAUGGCAGAAACAAUACGGGGAGCGCCUUGACCACGAGGAACGCACCCGCAAGCGCAUAGCUCGUGAAGCGCACAAGCAAUCUCACGAUGCACAAUCCUUCCGCGGCCUACGGGCCAAGCUGUACCAAAAGAAGCGCCAUGCGGAGAAGAUCGAGAUGAAGAAACGGAUAAGGGCGCAAGAAGAGAAAAAUGUCAAGUCGUCUGCACCUAACGAACCAUCCUCCACGCCACUACCAAACUACCUUCUCGACAGGUCCCAGGAGACUAAUGCGAAAUCGCUUUCAAGCGCCAUUAAGAAUAAGCGUGCUGAGAAGGCGGCCCAGUUCUCAGUCCCUCUACCAAAAGUUAAGGGAAUAAGCGAAGAGGAGAUGUUCAAGGUUGUCAAGACGGGAAAGAAGACAGCGAAAAAGUCGUGGAAACGUAUGAUUACCAAGCCUACCUUUGUUGGCGCCGACUUCACCCGGAGACCAGUCAAGUACGAACGUUUCAUUCGACCCAUGGGUCUGCGUUAUAAGAAAGCGAACGUCACGCAUCCGAAAUUGGGCGUUACUGUACAGCUACCGAUUAUCAGUGUCAAGAAGAACCCUCAGAGCCCUAUGUAUACGCAACUGGGAGUGUUGACCAAGGGAACUAUUAUCGAAGUCAACGUGAGCGAACUGGGACAAGUCACGGCGAGCGGAAAGGUCCUAUGGGGCAAGUUCGCACAAAUAACCAAUAGUUGUGAAAAUGAUGGAUGUGUUAAUGCCGUGCUUCUGGUGUAAUCCUCUUCUUUAUCUUACAACCUUUGAUGACACCUUUUCGCUCCCAUAACUCUCCUUCAUUUCCACGACUUCAAGGAAUGGCCUGUAACCGCCAGCUUCGGCACUCGACUUUCAACGUAGAAAAACUUUCUUUCCUCCUAUCAAGAAAACAUGAUAGAAGGAAUCAAAACGCAUUGAGUUAAAUACCGUCAAUUACCUCACCUAACUUUUUUUUUCUUUUCUUUUUCUUUCAAUGGCGUUUUGGCGAAAUAGUGGUGGAAACUAAACGAUGCAAGAUUUCCUCUGGUGGGGUUUCUUGUGAUUUUCAAUUUUGCAUCUCCUUCAAGGAUUUUUUAGAACCCCCUUCUUUUCGUGUGAGGGAACCCAAUUUCCUUUUCUCCUAUCUCUCUCCCAACAUGAGAUGGAGGACAGAACCUCGCUAUUUUUAGGACAGAAGUUUUUUUGAUUUACAUAAAUCUACUCUGUCUACUUUGUCCUUUCGGCCACUUACUACACCGCUAACCUUCUCCAUGUCGUAUUUCAUGAAACGAGAAAAAGGGAAAUGAAAAAGUGAAAAUAAUCUUAUAUCUAUAUACAACUCUGCAAAUGCCACAAACAGCAAAUAUGUGCUUACAGGAGGUACUAGAUAAAUGACCAAAAAAAAAAAAAAAAACGAGAGAGAGAGAGGAGGGGGGGAGAGGGGAAGUAAAGAGAGAAAAGGAAAAACCAAACAAACCAGCACAUAGCGAGGCAGGUAUCUUAAUAUAAAUCACCCGUUUUUUCUCCUUGACCACAAAUCCACAGAUUGUCAACAAGCAGCCCUCGGACCUCAUCUUCGACCUUCCAUUGUUUCUCCGUCUUCUCCCCCUCUCCUUCCAUUGACGUCGCCGGCGACACGAGCCCAGGCAUGGCAGGCGGCAACGAGCUAGAUCUAGGAUCAACAACACCAACAUUGACACUGGCAUUGACGUUACGACUCCGCUGGCCCAGGCUCCUGUUGUGAUUGCUACUCUGGUUCAGAUUCCGGCUUGCUGACUCGAGGGCUAGUUGCAGUUUCGAGCUGUCCACAGGAGCCUCUGUAUUUAUUAUGGAUGCGUUAUCCACGAGUGGGGUCCUGCAAUGGUGUUGCAGACCCUGGUGGUGACCGCGCUGAUGCCGGCGGAGAGUAUUACGGCUCUCGGCUCCCCUAGGACUACGAGCCGGAUUCAGCAGAUGCGGAUAGGCAUAUUCCCCCAUUUCCAUUUCCUCCACUGUCUCGACAUCCUCCAUCCCCACCUCCGGUUCCGGGUCGACAUCCAACCCUUUAUUGUUUUCGACGAUGUUAAUAAUCUCACCAACAGCACUAGGGAUGGUCCUGACUCUAUGGAGUCCCUUCCCGCUCCGAUUCCUACCGCCAUCCCCGUAACCGUCCGCGACAACCUCUCCCAGACCCUUCUUCGGCGGCACAUUCUCCAGCAAACCCAUUCCCGCAUCCAGCCCUUCAAUCACCCCAGCCAAAAAUUCUGCGUCCUUGCAACUAACGCUUAGCGUCCAUCGAUACUCGUCCAGCCGCAUUCGAUAAAAUUCCUCCUCCUCGCUCGUCAGUGCCGUAGCCCUCAACAAAAUCCCAAACGAGCUGAUCAACGCAAAGUUUGUCCGAGACGAUGAGGGCCAGAAUGACCGUAAAUGCGCGGGACGCAGUCGAUUGACAAAGUCCAUGGCGGAAAUUAGCCGCGAUUUCGCUGCUGAACGGCAGAUGUGGGAUAAGUAUGGGUCUGCGGAGUCCGGGCCUAGGGAGCGGAUUAUGCUUCUGUGUAGAGUUAUCUCAGUCGCGAAGUAGGCGAGGUGGAGGCCCCCGUUGAAGUCUGUAUGGCAAGGGUUAUUUGUAUUUGGAAUUGCUUCUACGUUCUUGGAGUCGAUGUUUGUGUUGCCGCCGUCUCUACUAUUGUCAUCAUUCCAGGGGUAUUGGUAAUGAUGAUCUAUUCUCAAUUCAUCCGGUAGACACGCAAACC
This is a messenger RNA of Histoplasma capsulatum G186AR, 2789 nucleotides long. RefSeq names its product ribosomal large subunit. Gene Ontology annotation, biological process: maturation of LSU-rRNA; maturation of 5.8S rRNA. Lineage: Eukaryota; Fungi; Ascomycota; Eurotiomycetes; Onygenales; Ajellomycetaceae. The transcript has 4 exons. The record is from RefSeq and is a predicted model, not a curated record. Gene Ontology annotation, cellular component: preribosome, large subunit precursor; nucleolus. The coding region runs from base 34 to 819 and encodes 261 amino acids.